GAAUUGACUUAAGCCGCCCUCUUAGUUUGGACCGAAGACCCCACACGAUGUCAUAACACUUGGAUACUUUGUUGGAUUGCCCAGUUCACAUUUGGUCAAACUCCUUUCAUGCUUCCGGAUCUAGGUAAGCUGAGCAUCCAUCCUUUUUCUUUCCCUGCGAUAACAGUAAUGAUAAUGGUCUGAACAGGAAGCUGACAAAAAGAAUAUGAGUAAGGCCUUUAAUCAUCAGGAUUACAGCUCAUCCACAAGGAAAGAAGAAAGAUCUCUGUGAUAGCCAACACUGUGGGUAAGUGACUCAAACUUCCGUCCUCUCGUGGAAUAUAACUUUUAGCUUUAGAUUGGUCGUUUUGUGCAUUGGGAUUAGAGCCUCCCCAGUAUCAUUUUGCAAAUAUACCCAGAUAUUGCAAAUAUAUGUAGAGGCCUCCUGUCGAGGUUUUUGGUUUUGUUACAGUAUGUUAUUAGAUGCCUUGUCAUUGCAGCAUCGGAUACCCCCAGUAUUGGCCCCGUGGGUUCCCUGGUACAUGAAUUGCCAUAGCGUUAUUCUCUGUUGUUUCUCAGGUUACAGUUUGAAUUCUUUGACCCUGAGGAUGGAGAAUUGAGAAAGUGAUAGUGGAAUUUGAUAAGGAUAGCUUGAGGGGGCUGGCGUCUGGGCAUUGUUUAGGCAUCUGGGUAUGAGAGAACUUUGAGAAAAAAAUUGAGAUCGGGAAAAGAGUGUUUUUGACCAGUUAGAAGGGAUUGUCUGUUGAUCUGGGUCUGGUUGGGGUUUAGUCAUCUGGGUUUCGGAAAAACCUUAAGAAAUUCACUGGGUUUAGGCUCUGAAGAGAGAAAAGAUUCCACUUUUUUGUCUCUUCUAGGAGGAAGGAAUCUUUUGAAUUUGUUGAAAGGGUUUUUGUGCUGUUUAGAGUGUGGAGAUUUCUCCUAGAUCUGGUAGGGGAAGCAUUGAUGCGUUUUGGUCGAAGAGAAUUGUGGAAUUUUUGUAUUGGUAUUGGCCCUAGAAAAUUGAAGAUGAACUUAGUGUUUAGUUUUGAUCAAGGGAUAUGAUUCUGGGGAAGGAAUCUUUUAAGUUGUAAAAUAAAUUUGUGAAUUUAUGUGUUGUUUGAGGUUCAGAACCCUCUCCUAGAUCUGGAAGGUUGUCGUUGGUGUGUUUUCAUCUAUGAGAAUUCAUUGGCCCUAGUGAUAAAAGAAAACCAUUCUACUGUUUAGCUUGUACUUAGAUGAUUGCCUAUUCUUACUAUCUGUGAAAAGGUGUGUCUCUUGGCUGUGAUAUGGAGCCUCAACCACCAGGUUCUCCUAGAUGUGGCAGAGGUGAUAGUAUAUCAAAGUUUUCACUCCUUGGGCAGCAGUUCACUCGUUAUGGUUCUGCUCCUGCUCAACACCAGGGCCAAUCUUCUCAAGCGGCACCAUCGGUAGGUUUCUCAUUGGUGCCUCCAUUGACUCAGACUCAUGCUGCUUCGCAUGGUCAGAUGGGAAAUCCUAGCCAUGGUGGAAGCAAUGGUGGGAAUAGUGGACCAGGUAGAUCAUUCUCUAAUAUUCAGCAUCAUCAGCCAGGUCCUUAUAGCUUAAUAAUGUAUGGUGCCCAUGACACAAGCCAUAGUAAUUUUGAGGGCAACAGUGAUUCAAAUGGGAAUCCUGCUCAAGAAUGUAGUCCUCAAGUUUUAUUGAACCUUCUGUCGGUUCUUCAACAGAAAAUCCAGGAGCUACAGUCUGUGGUGCAAUUUAUAGCCCAAGGAGAUGGUCAUUCAGGCAAGUCAUCUACUGCAAUGGCUCGUCAGCAGGUAAUUGCACAAGUGACUUCGAUAAUAUCUCAGUUGAUAGUGGCUGCCGCUAGCAUGCUCCCUUUUCCUCAGCAGCAGUCUGUUCUGAACUUAUUUGCAACAACAUAUCCUGCAGAUCUCCAGCAAGUUCGUCUUGUGGGGACUGGUCCUGGUUUGGGGUUGAAUUCCUUUCAGCAAAAUGGAGCUGGUAACUCAUCGAUGAGUACAACACCUGGUCCUACAAGUGCAAAUAAUUGCUUUAGUCUUCAAAGUGGUUUUGGAGCACCAGGUAUGGAGGGUCUGGGGACAAUUCCUCAGUCGUUACCAUCUCAGCAUUCACUUGGAUCCAACUCUGUAAAUGUGCUUGGUGCACCAAUUAAUCCUGGUAAUAAUAAGAAGAUGCCUGUUGGAACCACAGAUACAAGCAAUUGUCAGAAUGGAAAUGGGACAACCAAUCACAGUGGAGAUUCCUUGUUUACAGCACAAGGUUCAGGAGGAGGAGAGGGUUCACUUGAUGACAAUGAUACCGCUCUAGCUGCGAGAGAUGAAGAUGAUGAUGGUGAGUCAGAAAACCUUCCCCCAGGAUCUUACAAGCUUGUAGAAAUGGAUAGAAAUGAGAUUCUAGCGGAACACACACACUUUUGUGAAAUUUGUGGUAAGGGUUUCAAGAGGGAUGCCAACUUGCGAAUGCAUAUGCGGGGCCAUGGUGAUGAGUACAAGACUCCAGCAGCUCUGGCCAGGCCAGAGAAGGCUCAGGAUUCAGCUCCUGUCCAGCCAAGGCGAUAUUCUUGCCCACACGAUGGGUGUAAGAGAAACAAGAAACACGCAAGAUUUCAACCCUUAAAAACCAUGCUUUGUGUCAAAAAUCAUUACAGGAGAAGCCAUUGUGCUAAGAUGUACACAUGUAACAGAUGCAAGAGUAAGAAAUUUUCAGUUGUAGCAGAUCUUAAAACCCAUGAAAAACACUGUGGUCGAGAUAAAUGGCAGUGCUCUUGUGGCACCACAUUCUCCAGAAAGGACAAACUUUUUGGACAUAUUGCGCUUUUUCAAGGUCACACUCCGGCCUUUCCUCCUAAUGAAUUGGAAGGGAGCAGAUCAACGGAUCAAAUGGGAGGCAAUGGAGUAAAACACAACAUUAGUAACUCAGGAACAGCCUUUGCAAAUUCCUGCGGCAGUGUUUCAGGAAUGCUGGCAGGUCCAGAUGUUGUUAGUUGCAGCUAUAGAAAUGGUGACACAACUUGCAUUGACCCAGGAACAAAUAGAACACUAAUAGAAACAGGUAACAGGUCUGUUCAUGCUCAGACAGGGCUUAAAAAUAUUGGCUUUUCAGAGGAAGGUAGUGCACAAAAUAUCGCAGUGGAUACUUCAAAUCCAAUUGCUGGUUUUCCUUCUCCAGCCUCGGGUCUUAUAGCAGGGCCAUUUAUGUUCCCAGGUCUGCUCUCUAAUAAUUUUCUUCAACAAACUGGAGGGAAUUAGAAUUCCAGUCUGCUGUGUUGCGUGCCAAUACCAAUGGAAUUUUGGAUUGCAGUCACCAUGGAGACUGUUAAUCUUGAACUUUGCAACAUUAAUAAUGAAGGGGCAGGUAGGAACAGGGAAUACUAUUUCAGAUUUUCAAGGUGUUUGAUCUUAGCAGUGCAAACGUAAAUAUGUCUGGUUUUCAUGCAUGCAUUGAAAUGUUAAAUGGAAGGAAAAUGAAUUCCGGUAUUGUAAAUGAAGUUCUAUGUUAUCUGUCUCUUUUACAAUAUACAUAUUUUGACUUGCACGUAUAUUCCUGAGGUAAGAGACUAUAAUUUUUGUGGGAAGAUAUUAAGCAUUGUUUAUAGUUCUGGUAACAGCAAGUUAUCCUUGCUUUCUGUACCAAUGAAAUUCCCAAUGAUUUUGAUAUGAUGAUUUCUGUUGUAAUC
Messenger RNA from Cryptomeria japonica (Japanese cedar), 3658 nucleotides. RefSeq names its product zinc finger protein STOP1 homolog. Bases 1266 to 3230 code for a protein of 654 amino acids. The transcript has a single exon. The record is from RefSeq and is a predicted model, not a curated record. Gene Ontology annotation, biological process: response to acidic pH; response to aluminum ion. NCBI's taxonomy places the organism in Eukaryota, Viridiplantae, Streptophyta, Pinopsida, Cupressales, Cupressaceae.